AGGAGCAAUAGUGACAAAUGUCUAACAAAGUGAAGCCUCACAUCAACAUCGUUGUCAUCGGACAUGUCGACUCAGGAAAAUCAACAAGUACUGGCCACAUGAUUUACAAAUGUGGUGGUAUCGACAAACGACAAAUCGAAAAAUUCGAGAAAGAAGCCCAGGAAAUGGGAAAAGGAUCAUUCAAAUAUGCCUGGGUUUUAGAUAAACUUAAGGCAGAACGUGAAAGAGGUAUCACCAUCGAUAUUGCACUAUGGAAGUUUGAAACUACUAAAUACGUAGUUACUAUUAUUGAUGCUCCUGGACAUCGUGACUUCAUUAAAAACAUGAUCACAGGUACCUCUCAGGCUGAUUGUGCCGUACUCAUCGUUGCAAGCAGUACUGGAGAGUUUGAAGCUGGUAUUUCUAAAAAUGGUCAAACCAGAGAACAUGCUCUUUUGGCUUUUACUCUAGGUGUUAAACAAAUGAUUGUUGCUGUUAAUAAAAUUGACAACACUGAACCACCAUACAGCGAAGCUCGAUUUAAUGAAAUCAAAAAAGAAAUUAGUGCCUACGUUAAAAAAGUUGGUUAUGAUCCUAAGACUGUUCCAGUGCUUCCAGUCUCAGGAUGGCACGGAGAUAAUAUGAUUGAACCAUCCCCAAAUAUGUCCUGGUACAAAGGGUGGGAAGUAGAAUACAAAGAUACUGGUAAACACACUGGUAAAACUCUCCUUGAAGCUCUUGAUAACAUUCCACUCCCAGCUAGACCAAGUUCUAAACCACUUCGCCUUCCUCUUCAAGAUGUCUACAAAAUUGGUGGUAUUGGAACAGUACCCGUUGGUCGUGUUGAGACUGGUAUUUUAAAACCUGGAAUGGUUGUCACAUUUUGCCCUGCAAACCUUUCUACUGAAGUAAAAUCAGUUGAGAUGCACCACGAAUCUCUUCCAGAGGCUCUUCCAGGAGACAAUGUCGGUUUCAAUGUUAAAAACGUCUCAAUUAAAGACAUCAGACGUGGUAUGGUUGCUUCUGACAGCAAAAAUGACCCUGCUAUUGAAGCUGCUUCAUUCAAAGCCCAGGUUAUCAUUCUUAAUCAUCCUGGUGAGAUUCACGCUGGAUAUCAACCAGUUUUGGAUUGUCACACUGCUCACAUUGCUUGCAAGUUUGCCGAGUUAUUAGAAAAAAUUGAUCGUCGAUCAGGUAAAGUUAUUGAGACUGAACCUAAAAUGGUCAAAUCUGGAGAUGCUGCUAUUAUCAACUUGAUUCCUUCAAAACCAAUGUGUGUCGAGUCAUUUGCUCAAUAUCCACCAUUAGGACGAUUUGCAGUUCGUGACAUGAGACAAACUGUUGCUGUUGGUGUUAUCAAGGAGGUUGAUAAAACCGCUGCUGUUGCAGGAAAAGUUACUAAAUCAGCUCAAAAAGCAGGUGUUGCUGCUGGAAAGAAAAAGUGACCACCUUCUAAUUAUCCAUAUUAUUUUUAUAAUGUGUUUUCAAAAACUUCUACUUUCCAUAGGAAAACUAUCCAAACGAUAUCAAAUUUAUGGAAUAAAUAUUUUCUAAAAUCUGUAAUUUAGUCUUGUGGCUGGUCAAUAGAUAAUAUC
This is a messenger RNA of Hydra vulgaris (swiftwater hydra), 1574 nucleotides long. Its product is annotated as elongation factor 1-alpha. The record is from RefSeq and is marked provisional. Lineage: Eukaryota; Metazoa; Cnidaria; Hydrozoa; Anthoathecata; Hydridae. Gene Ontology annotation, molecular function: translation elongation factor activity; GTPase activity; GTP binding. Gene Ontology annotation, biological process: translation; translational elongation.